CCCUCCUACCCCAAGACAAACAGGUUACAUACGGAUCUCGGCGGCCGUUAUAAAAGCCGCCAUCGCCGCCUUCACCGUCAGUCCAACGAAGUCCGCUGUACAGGCAAGAUGAAGAUGCUGUGGCUGUUGACGCUUGCCGCUGGGGCCCUGGCUGCCGACGUGCUCGACCCCAGCGACUGCACCGCCUUCCCGUGCCUCAUCUUCAACGACGAGUUCGACUCCCUGGACCAUGAAGUCUGGGAGCACGAAAUCACCAUGUCGGGAGGCGGGAACUGGGAGUUCCAGGCGUACCUCAACAACAGGAGUGUGAGCUACACCCGCGACUCCACCCUCUUCAUCAAGCCGCAACUCAUGUCGGACUGGAAGGACGAGGCGUUCCUGAGCAGCGGUGAACUCAACCUGUGGGGCAUGAACGGCCGCGGCGACGUGUGCACCGGGAACUCCUACUACGGCUGUAGCCGCGUCGGCACCGCCACCAACCUCGUCAACCCCAUCAUGAGCGCCAGGAUUAGGACUCUCAGCGACUUCGCCUUCAAGUACGGCCGCAUGGAGGUUCGUGCGAAGAUGCCCCGCGGAGACUGGCUGUGGCCGGCCAUCUGGUUGUUGCCCCAGUACUGGCCAUACGGAGGGUGGCCUGCCAGCGGAGAGAUCGACAUUUUGGAGUCCAGGGGCAAUGAUGACUACGGUUCCAUCAGCAACCGAGUGGGCGGCAGCACCCUGCACUGGGGACCCUUCUGGCCUAACAAUUUCUACGAAAAGACCACCACCGAGUACACCGCCGACUUCGCUGACUCAUUCCACGUCUGGCGCAUCGACUGGACCAGCACUGAUAUGAAGUUCUACGUGGACGACGAGCUCAAGAUGACCGUCGACCCCGGUACCAGCUUCUGGGACUUCGCAGGCAUGGACAGCAACAUUUACGACAACCCGUGGGUCGCCGGGGAGAAGAUGGCUCCCUUCGACCAGAAGUUCUACAUCAUCAUGAACGUAGCUGUGGGCGGGACCAACGGCUUCUUCCCUGACGGCAUCGUCGCCAACAAGCCCUGGGCAAACACCUCCCCCCAGGCCUUCCUCGACUUCUGGAACGGGCGUGACAGCUGGCUGCCUACCUGGGAGCAGGGCGAGGGAAAGAUCAGCGAGGGCGCGGCCAUGCAGGUGGACUACGUGAAGGUGUGGAAGAUGGAGAGCGUGGACCAGUGAGCGAGGCCUCCACAGCUAUCCCCAACACCUCGUCUCCGCCACGUUGCUCACAUUCACGACUAUAAAGAAGACAAAAUGCCAUCAAUUCUUUCGUCUUGAGAAAUAUUUUAAUUAUGGUGCAGCUUAUGGCCAGAAAAUACUGAGCACCAGAUUCUUAUUUUACAAUCCGACUGUAUAGUUAAGCUGUGUGCACCCGCCGAGCAUUCUGGCGCCUGUUCGCCUUGUUUGCCUGUAAGGGAUGUAGUGAGCGAUAUCAGUGCUAUAAAUAAGUCGCAAUAUAAGUGCCUGUAAAUGGGCAGCUUCCACAACCAGCAACAACGCCUAUACAGCUUCAUCAUUUUCCAAAGCUUUAGAACAUUUACGAUUAACUAGCAAAACAAAACGCUUAUGUUAACUAUCCCAAUUUCUUUACGUACGCCAUUCGAUAACUACAUGAUGAGCAGAGAAAACGGAGAACAGCAUCAUUCCAUUCCAUUUCCCUACAUCCACCACGGCAGACUAUGAGGGCUGGGAAUAAAGGAGCGACAUGAUU
Messenger RNA from Eriocheir sinensis (Chinese mitten crab), 1732 nucleotides. Its product is annotated as beta-1,3-glucan-binding protein-like. Gene Ontology annotation, molecular function: hydrolase activity, hydrolyzing O-glycosyl compounds. The record is from RefSeq and is a predicted model, not a curated record. Bases 109 to 1200 code for a protein of 363 amino acids. NCBI's taxonomy places the organism in Eukaryota, Metazoa, Arthropoda, Malacostraca, Decapoda, Varunidae. The transcript is spliced from 12 exons. Gene Ontology annotation, biological process: carbohydrate metabolic process.